AUGGACUACUCAGAUCGAGUCAAUUCGAAGCAGGGUGGUGGUGGUGUUGCUGACACUGCAGAAACCAAUGUUCAGACAAAGAAACGGAUACGCGAACUCCUCACCGAUUCGCUUGACCUUGAUAAUGAUCCUUACGUUCGUAAGGCCCACAAUGGCAUGCUAGAGUGCAAGCUAUGUUUCACUACCCACGUUAAUGAAGCAAGUUACAUCAGUCAUAUGGGAGGAAAGAAGCAUCAUAUCAAUUUGGCACACCGCAAAAUGCUCGAUGAAAAGCAGAAUCAAUCCCAGAAUAAGCAUGGGAUCUCGAUAAAUUCGGUUCCAAAACGAAAAUGGCAACUGAUCGGCAAACCAGCGUUUCGUGCCACCAAAAUUCGGGAUCCAGAGACAGAAAAGCUAGGUUUAUCGGUUGUGGUGAAGUACCCAAAAGCUAUAGUUGUUCCUAAUUUUCGAAUAAUGUCAUUUGCUGAACUUAGCACUAAACAAGAAAGUGUGAAGUCAAAGUACGGCGAAAAUCAUCAGUUUUUGGUUAUUCUGGCUGAACCCUACGAAAACAUCUGUCUAGUGAUACCUGACCGUGAAAUCGAUAAAGGUAAUGACGACCGCCAAACAGAGAGUUACUGGAGUCAUUUUGACGACGCCACGAAGGACUUUUAUAUUCAAUUCUUGUUCAAAUAA
Molecule: messenger RNA, 675 nt
Organism: Diutina rugosa
Lineage: Eukaryota; Fungi; Ascomycota; Pichiomycetes; Serinales; Debaryomycetaceae
Exons: 1
Coding region: 1-675 (224 amino acids)
Biological process (GO): spliceosomal complex assembly
Cellular component (GO): catalytic step 2 spliceosome; U2-type prespliceosome; U2 snRNP
Source: RefSeq, a predicted model, not a curated record